This is a messenger RNA of Meira miltonrushii, 1152 nucleotides long. Its product is annotated as putative C-8 sterol isomerase. The transcript has a single exon. Gene Ontology annotation, biological process: ergosterol biosynthetic process. The record is from RefSeq and is a predicted model, not a curated record. NCBI's taxonomy places the organism in Eukaryota, Fungi, Basidiomycota, Exobasidiomycetes, Exobasidiales, Brachybasidiaceae. Bases 307 to 1074 code for a protein of 255 amino acids. Gene Ontology annotation, cellular component: endoplasmic reticulum.
CGAUCAAAAUGUCAAGACUGAAGAUAAGAAGAUCGGGUGUCCUAACUUAGAUUGCCGCAUAGCUGUAUCCAAUCUCUCCGUCUAAGAGGAGCGCGGGAAGGAGAGAAGUUCCCCGUCACAAUCUGUAGUCUGGCUUACGCGGGUCAAAGAGCGAUACGCGUAUGUCUACGCAUGAAUCGCGUCUUUGCUGCUUAUUUUCUCAUGCAAUGCACCAAAUUAGCCGACGCGAGAAGAAAGGUUGGAUGAUUCCAUACAUCACAGGUACAUGCUCCAUUUUGAUCUUGACCAUCAUCAACAACGACGAAAAUGUCAUCUCGUGGUGGAAGAAAGAGUACAACGACAAGAGCUUCACCGGCUCGUAAGACUGCGACUUCAAAAGCAUCAAGUUCAAAGCAAAGUACUGCUUUGGGGUGGAAGUCGAUCUCAUUGUUGGUGAUCGUUGGUUUUGUCGCAAUCAUUGCGGCUUUAGACAGAAUCAGAUCGAAUUUCUACAUCUUCAGUCCAGCAAAACUACACGCAAUCAGCCAAAAAGCAGUUGCUAAACAUGGAAAUGAUACCCAAGCCAUCUUUGACGAUAUCCUCGUCGAAUUACACGCUGAUCCAGCUUUGAAACCUUAUUUGAACAAGAACGAAGUCAGAACUCCGUUUGAGUGGAUGUUCAACAAUGCAGGUGGUGCAAUGGGAUCAAUGUACCUAAUUCAUGCUUCCAUUACAGAAUAUCUCAUCUUCUUUGGCAGCCCAGUCGGAACAGAAGGUCAUACAGGUCGUCAUACAGCCGAUGAUUAUUUCCACAUCUUGACGGGUGAAGAACGUGCUUAUGCUGCAGGCGCAUUGGUCCCUGAAAUUUAUGGGCCAGGCACACAACAUCAUUUACGCAGAGGAACGGUGAAGCAAUACAUGAUGCCUGAAAGUGGUUGUUUUGCCUUGGAAUUGGCUCAAGGUUGGAUUCCACCUAUGCUACCAUUUGGAUUGGCAGAUGUCAUCUUUUCUACUUUGGACUUCCCUUCUUUUGCUCAAACUGUUUGGAUCACUGCUCGGGAAAUGGUUGGAAACUUGUUUAUCGGGAAAUUUUAGGGGUUCUUCAAAAGGAUGGUAGUGCAAUUCUGUAGUUUACAUAGACCUGCUUAAAAAUACAAAUUAAUCUCAUGCUUC